Messenger RNA from Clonostachys byssicola, 1524 nucleotides. The record is from the annotation of a GenBank genome assembly. NCBI's taxonomy places the organism in Eukaryota, Fungi, Ascomycota, Sordariomycetes, Hypocreales, Bionectriaceae.
AUGUCUUUUUCCUCCAGCGACGAUGAUACUUCAGCUCUUUCUCUCCAGUCACCCCUUGAGGACCUCUCGCUAGAAUUCACCACAGACCGGAAGUUUAUUAGAUGGGCAAAUGCAAACCCUCGACACCCCCGAAAUUGGACGACGAAUCGCAAGGUUUAUGAUACCGCUAUAAUUAUAUGGCUCGAGUUCUUUACGACUGCCAUCAGUGCAAGUGGAGCCUCGGCAGCGGCGGACGCCCAGCACGAAUUCGGCAUUUCUCACACAUUAUCUGUAUUUCUUUUCAUUUCGAUAUAUCUCAUUGGACAGAGCAUUGGCGGCAUUGUCUUUCCUCCGUUCUCGGAAUGUUUCGGGAGGCGAUGGCUAUACAUUAUUAGUAUGGCGAUUUACUGCAUUUCUUGUUUAAUAACUGGCUUAGUCCCCUCAAUCUCGGGCGUGGUAAUUGGCCGUUUCUUCAGUGGUUUCACGUCAGCCAUCCCCACGGCCGUGGUGCCUGGCAGUAUUGAGGAUCUCUACAAUGCCAAAGAUCGAAUUGUGUUUGUCUUUCUCUGGGCCAUGUUGGCAAACACAGGUCUCAUUAUUGGACCAAUAAUGGGUACUUACAUUGUGAGCACCCUUGGGUGGAGGUGGAUAUUCUACAUUGGAGCAAUCGUAGUUGGCAUCACAACGGCCUUCCUCUUCAAUCUUCAAGAGUCCAGACACACCAUUCUUCUCGAAAACGAGGUAUCCAAGCUUCGUAAAGUAACAGGAAUGCAGGAGCUCCGUGCUCUCAACCCAGACCACGUUCCCGACCUCCGAACAUUCCUUCAAUCGGCUGUUUUUCGACCCGCUCGUUUCCUCUUCACCGAGCCCAUUGUCUUUCUCGUAUCGACUAUAGCGAGUAUAGCUUUUGCGAUGGUUUAUCUUUUCACAGAAGCACUUCCUGCUGUGUAUGCCGAUAUGGGGUUUACAACCCAAACAUCUUCUCUACCCUUUUUAGCUCUCGGUUGUGGAUUUCUACUCAGCUCUCUUACGCGAGUCCUCGAUCACGCUAUUUUGGACAAGCUUUAUCGAGAAGGCAAGCCAAUUACCCCAGAAUCAAAAUUGAUCGGCUUCUCUAUUGGAGCGCCCGUGCUUGCCCUCGGGCUGUGGUGGUUCGCUUGGACAAUCCCGCCCCUCGUGCCAAACGUGCACUGGAUCGUCUCGGCCACUGCUCUCGUGCCAGUUGGGUACGCUCUCAACGAGAUUGACACCGUGCUUGCUGGUUACCUAGCAGACAGCUAUUUGAGCUACGCGUCCAGCGGAUUCGCUGCCUUGUCGUUCCUACGCGCGAUUCUAUCGGCUAUUUUCCCUCUGUUCACGGAGAAGAUGUACGCUGAUCUGAAUGCCAACGUUGCAACAUCUGUUCUGGCAGCCGUCUCUACUGUUUUCUGUAUCAUACCUCCGCUUUUCAUACGCAUGGGGGCCAGGAUUCGGAAAAGAAGUAAGUUCGCCGAGCGAAGCUUGCAGAUUUACAUGGAAUCUACAGUCGAUCUUGACGGCUACUAG